Cydia strobilella is the source of this 412-nucleotide messenger RNA. It is a transcript of the gene RpL37A, whose product is annotated as large ribosomal subunit protein eL43. The transcript has 3 exons. Gene Ontology annotation, biological process: translation. Gene Ontology annotation, molecular function: structural constituent of ribosome. The record is from RefSeq and is a predicted model, not a curated record. Gene Ontology annotation, cellular component: ribosome. NCBI's taxonomy places the organism in Eukaryota, Metazoa, Arthropoda, Insecta, Lepidoptera, Tortricidae. The coding region runs from base 99 to 371 and encodes 90 amino acids.
UUGGAAUCCAAAAAAGUUUAAUUUUUAUUUACCAUAACCAAUUUUCUGUCUUUUUCUUUUCUCUUCUGUCAACUGUUGUGUUAGACAGGUUAUCAAAAAUGGCCAAACGCACGAAAAAGGUUGGAAUCACUGGCAAAUAUGGCACACGUUACGGUGCCUCCCUCCGUAAGAUGGUCAAGAAGAUGGAAGUGACACAGCACGCUAAAUACACUUGCUCCUUCUGUGGAAAGGAUGCCAUGAAGCGUUCCUGUGUUGGUAUCUGGUCCUGCAAGCGCUGCAAGAGGACCGUAGCUGGAGGUGCCUGGGUGUUCUCCACCACCGCUGCCUCCUCCUGCCGAUCUGCUGUGCGAAGAUUGCGUGAAGUCAAGUAAACAGAUACUAGCAUAAGCCAAUAAAAGAAAAUCUAAAUUCA